AACCAAUAAUCUAACCUCACAUUUUGCAAUCAAUUUGUUGUAAGUGAGCUAUUUAAGAAAAAGGUCAAAGUAAAUUAAAAAUUAUUUAAAAUGGCAAAUAUGGUGCAUUGUCAAUUGUGGAUGGGCAGUUUGGAGCCCUAUAUGACCGAAACAUUUAUCAUAUCAGCGUUUCGAAAAAUGGGGGAGAACCCUCUGAAUGUAAAAGUAAUGAGAAAUAAAUUUACUGGCGAACCUGCUGGUUAUUGUUUUGUACAUUUUGCUAAUGAUGAAGAAGCUAUAGAUGCCAUGCAUAAAUUAAAUGGUAAAAUAAUACCAGGAACUAAUCCUGUUGUUAGGUUCAGAUUAAAUAAUGCUAGUAAUGCAGGGAGAAAUAUUCUAGACAGAGAAUUUUCUGUUUGGGUUGGAGACUUAAGUCCUGAUGUUGAUGAUUACAAUUUGUAUCGAGUUUUCUCUUCAAAGUAUAAUACUAUUAAAACAGCGAAAGUUAUAUUGGAUAAUAGUGGAUUUAGUAAGGGGUAUGGCUUUGUAAGGUUUGGAAGUGAGGAUGAAAUGAAAGAUGCAUUAAUAAAUAUGAACGGCUACAUUGGUUUGGGGACAAAAUCGUUAAAAAUAUGUAAUGCAGUGCCUAAACCAAAAGGUGCCGCAACUACUACUACAACAACUACUGGAAGUAGUUCUACAAGUACUUAUUCAUCUGCAACCUCUGAUUACACUCAGUACUAUGAUCCCUCUACUUACUGGCAAAACUAUGCCACAUGGCAAACAAGCUACUAUGACCAAGGUACAGAUAGUACACAAGCUACACCAGAUUAUCACACUUCUGAAGCAGUUGUUCAACAUUAUAAUGAAAGAAGAGCAGCAGAAGAGGAUGAGCUUGAACUUAUUGAACAUUCAACUCCAGUUGAUGUAGAUAAAUUGAACCGAGAAAAAAUGGAGCAGGAUUGCAAUUUAUGGGAUGCAUUGGAAAGUUCAAAGUGGUUACCAUGUGAUAUAUUAGAAGUUUGUUAAGUGGCUCACCUUCAUAUACCUACUUUAUAAUUUCCAAUAAUCUUACAGUUAAUUAUGUGUAUGUAUAAUUAAUAGUUGAAUGGACCCUUAAUUGAAUUUAUACAAG
This is a messenger RNA of Agrilus planipennis (emerald ash borer), 1114 nucleotides long. It is a transcript of the gene Secp43, whose product is annotated as tRNA selenocysteine 1-associated protein 1. The coding region runs from base 91 to 1008 and encodes 305 amino acids. The transcript is spliced from 5 exons. Gene Ontology annotation, molecular function: RNA binding. NCBI's taxonomy places the organism in Eukaryota, Metazoa, Arthropoda, Insecta, Coleoptera, Buprestidae. The record is from RefSeq and is a predicted model, not a curated record.